Gallus gallus (chicken) is the source of this 2739-nucleotide messenger RNA. RefSeq names its product endogenous retrovirus group K member 8 Gag polyprotein-like. The record is from RefSeq and is a predicted model, not a curated record. Bases 1267 to 1953 code for a protein of 228 amino acids. Gene Ontology annotation, molecular function: zinc ion binding; nucleic acid binding. The transcript has a single exon. Lineage: Eukaryota; Metazoa; Chordata; Aves; Galliformes; Phasianidae.
GAGACUUGUUGAUCAUGACAGCUUGAGACUCGUCUCCCGCGGUUAUUUUCCGACAAAUGGUGACCCCGACGUGAUACAGACCGGGGAAUUUCGGCUGCCACGAACGGAGACUGCGUUGGGUUCGGGUCCCGCAGCUAGACGGACGGCGAAAGAGUGAAAGAUUGGACUCCGCGCCUCGGGUGACCACAGCGGUGGGCUCGACCGAUACGUGCUGCUGAAGCUUGGAGGGCUGCAACAGCGCUGACGUAGGUAAGGAUGGACAGGCAAGCAGCAUAUGAUUUAUUUACCGCCUUCUUGAGAAAGAGACAAUUUCAGGGGCUAGAUCUAGAGAAGGAACUCCCUGCCCUGUUGAGUCACGCGGUAUCGUACGGGUUCUUUGCCAACCCUCACUUGGUACACACGCUAGAUGAAUGGCGGCGGUAUGGGGAUAAGCUCUGGGAGUUAGUUUUGGAGGACGACAUGCCAGCGAAAAAGAUGAGUAAACUAUGGAAGGCGGUACAUAACGAAUUACUCAUGAGUCAGGCGGAGAAAAGGGCAGCUCAGGGAGCUCAGGCGGCUCAAGAAACGAACAAAGAUUAUGGGUUGGUAUGGGAUAGCACUCCGAACCCUCCCUCUUAUCGCACGUUUAUGCUACCCUCUGCUCCCCCUGCGCCCAUAAACGGAACACAGGAGGGAUCAGUCACGGAAUCAGCGGAGGCACCUCUGCGCCGAACAACAGGGCCGUCAGCCCUGGGCGACUCCGAACCGAUUCCCGGUGCCGAGUCUGACCUUGCGGAGGCUAUAGCCAGGGAGAGACGGGAGUUGUGGACCAUGUUAGCAAGACAUGGGAUGGAAGGCGGAGAUAAUGAGCUUGUGCAGGCAGCAACAGAAAAUCUUGCGUUCCCAGUUGUUUGUACUCCCACGCCGCAGGGCGGAAUACAAGCAGAAAUUCGAACUCUAGAUUGGAAGAUGUUGUCCCAACUACGGGCUACAGUGGGGACAUACGGAGUAACCAGUGAGCCGGCUAGACAGAUGAUGGAAUAUUUAUUCAGCACGCAUAUACUCCUCCCGGCCGAUAUUAGAGGCAUAGCUAGAUUAAUUUAUACCCCUCUCCAACUAAUAUUGUUUAAUGCACACUGGCAGCAGGAAGCCGCGGUAUCGGUGGCAGUGCAGAGAGGUCCAGGAGACCCACUGGCAGGUAUAACAGUAGAACAAUUGAUGGGUCUUGGGGCAUGGACUCGGGUAGAAGCACAAGCAAUUUCCGGGCCUGACGUCUCCUGAGAAAUAAUGGCCGUAGCCAGACGGGCUAUGGACAAGAUAAAGGCUCCUGGAGGUACACCUAUUUACAUGGGGAUACGACAGGGGCGGGAAGAGCCAUUGGGUGAUUUUGUGGAUAAAGUUAUGGAUGCGAUCAAAAAGGCUAGCGUACCAGAAUACAUGCAAGGAGCGCUGCUUAAGGAGUGCGUACUACAGAACGGGAACCCUACCACCCGGUCUCUUGUAAACACACUACCUGGGGACUGGUCGGUCCCAGAGUUACUGGAGAAGGCUGCCACGGUCCCCUCCGGAACCCAGGCCUCCCUAGUCAGCGCCUUGCAAAAAAUUGGAGAUGGGUUGCGAGAACAGGCUAGGGCAUUUCAGGAACAGUCGAGGUCAGCUCAAACUCAGGUGUUGGCAGCCCUUGCGCCCCUCCAAGCUGCAGCCUCCAUGGGCCCCCACUCGCGCGGCAACUCCCGCAUGAAGUGCUUUCGCUGUGGGAAUGUCGGACACAUCCGCCGUGAAUGCCAAGCAGAUGGGGUCUGGUGCGGCAAGUGUCAAUCGAACACCCACAACGCCAACGCCUGCCGCCGAAAGUCGGGAAACGCGAGGAGCAGCGCGAACAGCAGCCGCGCCCGGACACAAGUAGCAGCUGCAGCAUCGAACGCCCCCGACGGCAACAACCCCAGCCUGCCACAAGCGGGAGCCUCAGCCUGAACGUGGCAGCCUCAGUAGAUGUUACCAUUUUAUCCAACCAACCCCACCGAAUUGCUACCGGACUGUUUGGCCCUGUUAUGAUAAAUGGACAAGCGGUGGGAGGGCUGCUGCUAGGAAGAUCAUCAGCCAGCAUGCUGGGGCUAUUUGUCUUGCCUGGGAUCAUAGAUGCAGAUUACCAAGGAGAAAUUAUGGUUAUGGCGCAUACCCCCUACCCGCCAAUAAGGAUUAACAAGGGGCAACGGAUAGCUCAGCUAGUUCCGCUGCCACAACUAACGAAAGGGAUGACACCCCUAAAGCAGGAACCGAGGGAGCAAAAAGGAUUCGGCUCAACUGGGGGACUGACUCUGCUCACUAUCGACCUGUCAGAUCGCCCAAAGAAACCAUGCACAUUGUAUUACCGAAAUCAGAGCAUUAUUCUGACAGGAUUAUUGGACACGGGCGCAGAUACAUCGAUCAUUACCCCAGGAGAAUGGCCGUCGGAAUGGCCACUCCAGUCGUCCACUACCACGGUGACCGGGGUUGGAGGAGUGGCGUUAGCGAGCCGGACCCCUAUGCUCACGGUAGAAAUAGACGGCCGAAGAGCCACAGCUGUGUUCUCACUAGCCUUGCUCCCGCCCACAGUAUCCUGCCUUAUCGGUAGAGACGUGUUGGCCCAAUUAGGCCUUGUCCUUACCAAUGAACACCCUUUAGGAUAACGGCCAUUGCUUGGACUUUCCUCAUUACCUACUGUAUAAAUAUAAUACCAAUGUGCCUAAUAAACGAGACUUGUUGAUCAUGACAGCUUGA